CCGGAAGUCGUAGUGCUAAGACGCUCUUGGCGUCUGCUCCAAGCCUCCAUAGGCAAAGAAUAAACAACAACAACAAUUUGGACUUUGAAAUUAGAACUUGUAAUUGUAUAGAAAGUGUUCAAACAGACGUUUAUUGUUAGUUUGGUUACGAUAUAAUUAUCAUCAGAGAUAGACAUGGAGAAUUUGGAUGUAGAUGCACUGUUCACAUCAGAUUCAGAAAAGACGUUUCAGUAUGACAGUAGUCUACCAAGUCUACCAGUCCCUUCCCUUCAACACACUCUGGACAGAUAUCUCGACUCAGUUCGGCCGCAUGUGACAGAUGCUGAAUUCAGGCAGACAGAAUUCCUUGUGCAGCAAUUUGCUUCUGGCGUUGGCAAAGACCUUCAUAAACAACUUGUUGAGCGGGCCAACAAGCAUAGAAAUUGGCUGGAGCAAUGGUGGUUUGACUAUGCGUAUCUGGACUUUAGACUCCCCAUUGACCCCUAUAUCAACUUUGCUGGGCCCGGACCCUACAUGCAUCACUUCCUCCCGCCACGACCCGGAACCCAGGUUGAAAGAGCUGCCCUGUUGACGCACUUUUGUCUGAGGUUCUGGAGCCACCUUAGGAAGGAGAGGGUGAAAGCAGACAAAGACAGCAGGGGACAGCAUCUGACUAUGGACCAGUUUCGUAGGCUGUUUAGUACCUGCAGAAUACCUGCAGUGCAGAGGGAUCAUCUGGCUACAUACUUCAAAACAGAGUCUGAAGGGAAGGCUCCCACUAACAUCGUGGUGCUGUGCGGUGGUCGGAUAUUCAACAUGACUGUGAUUGACGAUAGCGGUGAGCCCCUAACAGCUCUAGAACUGCAGGCCCAGUUCCAACGAGUCAGGGAUCAUUGUGACCGAGAACCAGAGGGGCCAGGGAUAGGUGCCCUUACUGGGGAUAAUAGGACCUCGUGGGCACAGAUACGGAGUCGCCUUCAGGCCCUACACCCUGACAACUACCACAAUCUGGAUGCAAUUCAGCGCAGUAUCAUGUGUGUGGUCCUAGAUGACAGUUCACCCAAAGAUGAGACGGAGAUGUGUCAGAUAGCACUGGCAGGUGACUCCAGGAACCGAUGGUUCGACAAGUCUCUGACCAUGAUUUACUACAAAAACGGCCUGGCUGCAUCAAACUGUGAUCAUACCCCUAUGGAUGCCAUGGUUUUGGUGGUCUGUGUAUAUUACUGUCAUCUCCAGGUGACUAAAUGUAAAGGAAAUUGGCAGGGCAGUCAGGAGGUCCGUUCCCUUGACCCACCGAGGGAAUUGGUGUUUAUCAUUGACGAUGUCAUUACCAGCGGUAUAAGCAAUGCAAUCCAGGUCUACAGUAUGAUUGCCAACAAUCUACAAUGUUGCUGUAUGACAUUCACGUUGUAUGGGAAGAAGUUCCUUCGGUCCCUGAAGCUUCACCCCGACACGCAUGUCCAGAUAGCUCUCCAGUACGCCUACAUCAAACGUCAUGGGCGCCCAGCACCCACCUACCAGACAGCAACGACGCGCAAGUUUUACAACGCCCGCACAGAGACCCACAGGUCAUGCACCCUUGAGUCAGUGCAGUUUGCCAGGGCAAUGCUGGAUAAGAGUGUCGGGGUGGAAACCAAGGCUGCUCUGUACCGCCAGGCCGCUGCCAGACACAACCAGCUCAUGGCUGAGGCAACAGAAAACCAAGGCUGUGAUCGGCACAUGUUUGGGAUGCAGAUUCUCGCUAUGGAGCAGGGACUUCCUAUGCCUCUCGUAUACACAGACCCAUCCUAUACCAAGAGUGGAGGUGGUGGUAACUUUGUCUUGUCAACGAGUUUUGUAGGCUACACUCCAGUAUAUGGUGGUGUUGUUCCAAUGGUGGAACACGGCUAUGGCUCUUUCUACAUAAUAGAGCCCACAUUGAUAACCACAUUCGUCUCUGCCUGGAAGUCCUGUUCAGAGACUGAUGCGGUCGAGUUUAACCGCACCGUGCACGAGUGUCUCGUAGAAAUGGGCGAAGUAUUGAAGGCCAGCGCUGGAGUAGCAAGACUGUGAACCGGUUUAUCCCUAAUUAACUGGGUGCUUUAGUGGGCAUUUUUUAUGAGUAUAUUAUUAGGUACUUGAUUGUAUGCAAAUAAAAUGUUUGUGUGUGUGACUCGUGUAAUAAAAAAUAAUUAUACAUGUUUAUGAAUGAAGUUUUAGGCGCAAUUUUAAUGGUUCCACUUAUAAAUGUAUCAAAUCCAUAUUUUGUCAAUAACCUUUUAUUUUUCAUUAAAAUUCUAUAAAAAUAGUUGCAAUGCAUGAUUAUUACAGCAUUCUAUUUUUUUUUUUUAGAUAAUAUUUACCAUACGAUUGACAGAUGAUUAAAAACAUUUCAUUAUUUGGGUAAAUAUUCAAAAGAUGUUAAUUUAAUUUCUUUCCCAUUCUUUAAGGUGUUCCAUUUAUAUAAAAUAAAUGCAGUACUAGUAGUAUUUUCCAUCCAAAUAGAAAACGGUGAAUUUAAGAUCCUGAACUUGAUAUUUGUAAAAAUGUUUUGUUGUUUACACAUUUCUUUAUUAUAAGACAUUUAAUUGUUUAUAUUUCUUAAUUGAUUUUGUAAGUGCCCUUUGCCUGUGUUUGACAUUUUAGUUCAUUUAUACAGAAAAAUCACUGUCGUUUUUAAAUAACUGAAAUAUAUUUUGUGGUCCUGAUUAUUGUUACUAUGUAUGACCUAAAAUCAUUGUUAAAAUUAUAUGCUGUAAAUAUUAGUUAAUACCAAUAGUGUGAAGAUUGAUAAUUUAUUCAUAAGCAAAUAGGGCCAAUAAAGUGUCAAAUCAUAUGAGCUUUUUAACUCAGCGAGUACUGGUACCAUCCUGAGAUACGUAGUGGAGUUUGUUUCAUUGAGCACACUUUUUUAACAUUCACAUUGUUUAUCAAUAGGAAUCAUUAACUGUUUUUUAAGUUAAACUUAUUUAACUAUAUCAGUUGUAUUUGUAAAUCUUACGUUCUGUACUUUCUAAAUGAUUUUUUGUGUCAACCUUUUUAAUCAAUGCAAACAUUUACAAAUUAUAUUACUAUUCCUUAUUAUAAUGUCAGAUAUAUGUUUACACAUUUAUGAAAGCAAUGCUGUUCAAUGUUUAAUAAACUGCCAUUUUACUAGCUAAAGUUGCUGCAAUCACUUUCAGUAAAAUGCACAAUUAAUAUUAUUUCAAUGACAUAUUUAUAUCGUUCUCCGCUCACAACAAGUUAAGUUUCUUUAAGAUUGAUCUCAGCCGAGAAACGUUACUACCUAGCUAAGAAGGUAAAGCACUUGACAUCAGCACUGAUCGUUGGUUCAAUACGCAGCAGUGCCAUAUAACUUGUCUAUGGAUUGUUCAUGUAAUUGUUUAUACAGGCAUUCUACCUCUACCACUGAUUCAAGUCGGACAAUUCGCAGCUAUUGACAUACGUUUGUUCACUUAGUACUAGUCAACCAGCUAACCUAGGAAAAGUGCGAGCAGCUUAACUGACUGCAGCAAUAAUACUAACAUUCCAUGGAAUAUGCCAAAGUCAAAAAGUUACAAAAUGUAUAAGCAUAGUUUUCAGUAUUGAAAUUAUGAGCAGGCAACUUUAUACUGGCACUUAAAGAAAGGUCAUGUUUCUCCUUUGAUUCAUCUAAUUACUCAGUCAUGUUGUGCCAUUCUGAUUGUUCAGUAAAUGAUUAUUUAAUAUAUCUGUUUGAAGAUUCAUGUUCAGCAAUACCAAUGCAACUUUUUAUUUUUAAUGUGGGUUUUUAAUACUAUUUAUAUGAAUAAUCAGGUUUAUUUGCUGCAUUUGCUUCAAACUUGAAAUUACAUGUGUGUAGACAUUUCUUUCGACUAAUAAUGGGUCAACAAUUUCAACUUAAAAGUAUUUUAUGACUAUUUAUAAUGUUUAGUUUAGUUGUGAUUUUUGUUGAUGUUUGCUUCAUGUAUGUUUAUUAUGAUUUUCUUGUAAUGUUGAUCAAUUUCAUGAUCCUAAAUACUGUAAAUUGUAUUCAAUACAGUAUUAAAUUCAUUUAAAUCAUGUGCAACUUAUAACCGAAGAUUUCUUACAUUAUAAAGACUGUGGGUUUGUUUACAAAUUAUUAUUGUCAUAUCUUUGUUUUGAAUUGUGAUUAUAUGUUUGCCAUUUAAUUUUAAACAGAUUUUAAUAAAUUUGAUUUUAUGUA
Molecule: messenger RNA, 4144 nt
Organism: Dreissena polymorpha
Lineage: Eukaryota; Metazoa; Mollusca; Bivalvia; Myida; Dreissenidae
Product: peroxisomal carnitine O-octanoyltransferase-like
Exons: 16
Coding region: 175-2031 (618 amino acids)
Cellular component (GO): peroxisome
Molecular function (GO): carnitine O-octanoyltransferase activity
Source: RefSeq, a predicted model, not a curated record